Messenger RNA from Clarias gariepinus (North African catfish), 3680 nucleotides. RefSeq names its product zinc finger protein 239-like. The coding region runs from base 324 to 1160 and encodes 278 amino acids. Gene Ontology annotation, molecular function: RNA polymerase II cis-regulatory region sequence-specific DNA binding; DNA-binding transcription factor activity, RNA polymerase II-specific. NCBI's taxonomy places the organism in Eukaryota, Metazoa, Chordata, Actinopteri, Siluriformes, Clariidae. The transcript has 3 exons. The record is from RefSeq and is a predicted model, not a curated record. Gene Ontology annotation, biological process: regulation of transcription by RNA polymerase II.
UUUAUAUGUGUCCUGACUCACGCUGUUCAUUCGCAUCAACAUUUUGCUUUGAUAUUUUACCUCAGCAUUAAUAAUUAACGUCAGCGUUAUAUAUUUUCCCUCAGGUUUUACUGUGUGAUGUCGAUAAUCGCCUCCACACUGAGAUGUUACUGACGGAUUUUUACAGAGACUGUUUGAUGAGAUGAAUUAAAACUCCAAGCUUGUUGUGUCUGAGGUUUCAAAAGUUACCCUGGAGGUGAGCAGCUUUUGAUCAGAUAACACAUUUUCCCAAGUCUUCUCUUGACCCUGAUGUGUUCACUGCACCUCCAACAACACUUCAAGAUAUGGCCUUUAAAGGAAGUACUAAGAAAACAUUAUCUGGUCAUCGUAAGACAUAUCAUAAAGAAACGAAGAACCGAAAUUACCAGUGCUCAGGUUGUGGGAAGAGAUUUGGUUAUACAAGUCAUCUGAAAAGACAUCAGCGCAUUCACACAGGAGAGAAGCCGUAUCACUGCGCACAGUGUGGAACGAGUUUUUCAAGGGCUGAUGACCUACGAAAACACCAGCACAUUCACACUGGAGAGACACCGUAUUACUGUUCACAGUGUGGGAAAAGUUUUACUGCAGCUAGUUCUCUCCAAACACACCAGCGCAUUCACACAGGAGAGAAGCCGUAUCAGUGCUCACAGUGUGGGAAGAGUUUUACUGUAGGUAGUUCUCUCCAAACACACCAGCGUAUUCACACUGGAGAUAAGCCAUAUCGCUGCUCACAGUGUGGGACGAGUUUUACACAGGCAUCUAACCUGCAAAGGCAUCAGCGCAUUCACACAGGAGAGAAGCCGUAUUACUGUUUACAGUGUGGAAAGAGUUAUACUUCAGCUAGGUCGCUUCAAACACACCAGCACAUUCAUACAGGAGAGAAGCCGUAUUACUGUUCACAGUGUGGGAAGAGUUAUGCUUCAGCUAGGUCUCUUCAAACACACCAGCGCAUUCAUACAGGAGGGAAGCCGUAUUACUGUUCACAGUGUGGGAAGAGUUUUACUGUAGCUAGUUCUCUCCAAAAACACCAGCACAUUCACACAGGAGAGAAGCCAUAUCACUGCUCACAGUGUGGGAGGAGUUUUAGACAUGCAUGUCAAUUCAGAAGACACCAGUGCAUUCACACAGGAGAGAAUCCAUAACACAAUCACAAUAUGGGAUGUGUUGUAUGCACUGUAGUCACUCCUAAAUAUACUGCCUGUCAACAUUUCAUCAGAAGGGUCAAUUUAUUGGGCUGCAUCAAGCUAAGAAAACAACUGAAGAGAUUUGAAAUUACUGGAAAAAGGAUUAAGAAGCGAUAAAGAAAUCUAAAUACUUGGAAGGAUAGUGCUGAACCAUCAACUUUUUGGAAGAAAUAUCGGAAAAAAUUCAUGAAUUGAGACCACAUAAACACUUUAUAAAGUUACAUGGCAAAAACAAUCAACAACAACAAAAAAAGGUAUGUUUAAUAGUGGAAGGAAAGAAAGCAUUUCCAUACACAUAAUGUGAUGACAACUCACAGGAUUGGGACUAAACAGCUGUGUCUCCAUAAGAAAACCACUUGAUAGUGAGAACCAUCAGAAAGACUUGAAUUUGCUGGGGAUCAUUAAGAUUUGACAUUGGAGCAAUAGAAAAAGGUCAUGUGGCCUGAUAAUUACAAAUUGAUAAUUCCAGAGUAAUGGGUGCAUCAGGGUAAGUGAGGAAUCAUGUAAAUUCAAUUAAAUCUCAUUUAUUAGCACUUUUAUACCCCUAUCUCACCUACGCAGUUUAGCACGGUGGCCAUAAGUACGGUUUAUCAUGAUUCACCCGAGUUCUUGGCGCUGUGAGUGCAUUUCUAUCUUUCCACGUGUUUAACAUGUUUAAUUUUUUUGGUGGUCCUUGCGGAAGCUUGCGGUCCUUAAAGAACUUUGCGGAACGACGGCGGGCAAUCGCGGCGACUCACGGUGCCUAACUGCGCAUCUCACCGUGAGUCAAACCGCAUAGAAGAGAUAGGGGUAUUAACAAUGGUAACUGUCUCAAAGCAGCUUCACAAAAAUGAAAAGAAAAUUUAUGGAAGUGUGUAUGUGUGAGAAAAAUGUGUCUAGAUGAUGAAAUUGUCUCCUAUAUAAACCUCUGGAGGCAGUGUUGUACUCUAAAAACUGAACCGCUGGGUCACUAUUGAACACUAUUGAAUACUAAACAUUCCUGUGGUUUUUAUUGACUUUUUGCCACAUAACUUCACAAAGGUUUUGUGAUCUCCAUUUGUUCUGUUUUGUUUGCCAUUGUUUGGGUUAAUCUUUUGCCUAACUGCCAUCUAGUGGUCUCUUUGAGGAACUGCUGAUAAUUUAUAAAACCAGGAAGUGAGUAGCUGAGCACAUGACUGAUGUAUAUGGUUAAAAUUAAAUCCUUUUUUCUUUUUUUUUUUGGUAAUCCUCAAAUCGCAUCAAUCCUUGUUUUUGAAGAAUUUGAAGGGCAAUAGCUGUAAGUUUACCUUUGAGUGAUGUAUAAUUUUGGUAUUAAUGUGUAAAGUUGAUAGAAUGUUGUCAUUUAUAAACAUGAUGUUAUCUUAAGCCUUUUUAUUUCAAAUGUUCAAUAGAAAAAGUCUGUAAAUUAACAGCAGUCUUGUAACCUGAAUUAUGAAUCAUAAUUUAAAUUUAUUUAAACAUGUUUCAGUCAUAUUAUUAAUAAGAUAUUAUACAGUGAAACCUCGGAUUGUGAGUAACGUAGUCUGCGAGUGUUCCGCAAGACGUGCAAAGAUUUUUAAGAAAAAUUUAAGAAAAAGUCUUGGUUUCUUCCCUUUUCGGGUUUUAGUGCGCAUCUCUCACUGAUUUUCCCGACAUUUCCUCAACAAAGGUAAUGGUUCUGCACUAUCCAUCCAAGUAUUGAUAAUUUCUUAACCUUUUUCCAGUAAUGUUAAAUAUCUUUAGUUGUUUUCUGAGUUUCACAGCUGUGAAAACAGAAAAAAAUUAUAUUGGUUGUUUCCAAUUAGGAUUUGUAUUGCGUGUUUUUCCUCUUUUUUUUUUUUCUUUUUUUAGUGUUGAAUUACCAGUUUUGUCUAUGACACUAAAAUCUCUGACCUCAGUCCUGACAGACAUGUGCCUCAAACCCAUCUCUGUCAUCUUCUCACAGACCAAGAUGCUUUCUUAACAAACUGUUUUUCCUCAGUUUUCCUUUUUUUUUUUCUCGGAUUUUCUCCCUAAUUUAGUCGUGUCCAAUUCCUCCCUGUCACUAGGGGGCUUCCACAUUAAGGCUACUAUUACCACUCAGUCCGGAGGGCCAAAAACUAUCACGCGUUUCCUCCAAACCACAUGACGCUAGCCGACUGCAUCUUUUAAAACUGCUCGCUCAUUCACUGUUGGGGGCAGCGUAACACACUCGGAGGACAGUGCUAUCCGCUCCUUCCGCUUGCGUGAGCCGCAGAGCUGCAAUUAAUGUGAGGGCACUAAGUACCUUUCAUCCCUUCCCUCGCCUGCAAGAGGUUACAGCAUCACCCGGUGAUCGAACUUAUUACUUUUUUUACUUUCUGAAAUUGAGACUGUAAGACGUGCACUGUAAACCCGGAUAGUACUACUUACUUUUAAGGAUUAUCCAUGUAGCAAUUAAAACCUGCCAUUUGGUUAUACCAGCUGAAAACGUAUGAGUUUUUAUAAUGAGUAAUGAGGUUUUCAUUUAAACUGACUCAUUAUUAUUUGAGUAUUCAAAGA